AUGCCUGAGUUCAACGGCGCAUCUGGCGUUGUUGAGCCUGUUUGCGUCAAUGGAAGGGAAGCAGUAAGACGAUCCUCUUCGGUAUGCCAUCCGGCCGUGUGUCCUAGACUAGCGCGGCAAGAGUCGAACAUCAAAUCUGCCCUGACGCUGCCAUUCCAGCGCAUCGUCGGUUCAAGUUCAAGUGAGAAAGCAGGGUCUCAGUACGGAUACGGCUGA
Messenger RNA from Colletotrichum orchidophilum, 216 nucleotides. RefSeq lists its product as uncharacterized. Bases 1 to 216 code for a protein of 71 amino acids. The record is from RefSeq and is a predicted model, not a curated record. Lineage: Eukaryota; Fungi; Ascomycota; Sordariomycetes; Glomerellales; Glomerellaceae. The transcript has a single exon.